AUGGCCAGCUUGGACUGGGUCUUCUCCUUUGGUCGUAACCAGUACAGGCAGUUGGGCCUUGGACACAAUGAAGACCAAACUCUUCCGGUAAAAUUGGACUUUCCAUCGGCUGAGGGAGUUGUGAUUGCCAUCGCUUGUCUCUUUUUCUCAUCUGUAGCACUCCUCGACUCAGGCGAGGUAUUUGCUUGGGGGAUCAAUGUACAUGGCAUUUUGGGCCAAAGUGCCAACGUGGAGGAGCAAAACAUUCCUCGCAAAGUGCCCGGCUUGGAAGGCAUCACCAUUACAAGAAUCGUUUGUGGCGCAAAUCAUGUCCUGGCUCUGUCUAGCGAUGGAAAAGUCUAUUCCUGGGGAUGGAACGAAUAUGGCCAACUUGGAAAUGAAACCAAAGAAAAUUCACACCGGCCAACUUUGAUGUCUGGAAUUAUUGGCAGGAUAAGAGACGUAGCUGCUCAUAUCACGUUACAUCUAAGUGCCGUAGUCACAGAAGCAGAUGAAAUUUACGUAUGGGGUAGCUUCAAUGGCCAUAUCAUUUUGAGACCGAUAGAAACCUCAUUCAUUUCGCUGGAUGAAGUUUUUGCGAAACUGCCAAUUCCGGCAUUGACAUUCCGACCAUUGCAUCCAAAACCGAUAGAAGAAAUGAACACAGCAAACGAAAGUUAUGAAUGGCUCAAGAAAUCCUUUGAUGACGCCGAUACUGCUGACGUUGUUUUCGUUGUCGAGGGAAAGAAAAUCCACGCGCACAAAGCGAUUCUGAUAAUGCGAUGCGUAGUCUUCAGGACAAUGUUCCAGGGUAAUUGGAAAGAGAGCAACCAAAGUGAGCAAAUCAUCUAGCAUCACAGCUACGACUCGUUUUACACCUUUUUGAGAUACUUCUACACGAACGAGGUUGAUCCACAGCCAGAUUUGGCUCUAGGUAAAGAACUUGAAUUGCACUGGUUUCUGUUUU
Messenger RNA from Cloeon dipterum, 946 nucleotides. Its product is annotated as RCC1 and BTB domain-containing protein 2-like. Gene Ontology annotation, cellular component: cytoplasm. Bases 1 to 831 code for a protein of 276 amino acids. The record is from RefSeq and is a predicted model, not a curated record. Lineage: Eukaryota; Metazoa; Arthropoda; Insecta; Ephemeroptera; Baetidae. Gene Ontology annotation, molecular function: guanyl-nucleotide exchange factor activity; protein binding. The transcript has 7 exons.